UCUCAGUAUAAACCUGGAUGUCCCCGCGGGAUCUCUAGUAGCGGUGGUUGGUCAAGUCGGAUGUGGUAAAUCUACUCUGCUGUCGGCGCUACUCGGCGAGACGGAGAGGCUAGACGGGAUGGUGUAUGUCAAGGGCACCACGGCAUACGUGCCACAGCAAUCCUGGACUCAGAACGCCACACUGCAGGAGAACAUACUGUUUGGCAAAAUGCUGGACUCUCGCAGAUACAAGGAGAUCUUACGCGCAUGCGCACUGAUGCCCGACAUCAAGAUCCUACCUGCAGGUGACUCCACAGAGAUCGGGGAAAAGGGAAUCAAUCUGAGUGGUGGUCAGAAGCAGCGUGUGAAUCUGGCCCGUGCUGUCUAUUUCAAUGCUGACGUGUACCUGCUAGAUGACCCACUCAGCGCUGUCGACUCACAUGUCGGCAAACACAUCUUUGACAAGGUCAUAGGACCAAAUGGACUACUUAAGUCUAAGACUCGUAUUCUUGUGACGCACGGAGUACAGUUUCUGAGGCAGGUUGAUCAAAUUGUCGUCCUGCAAGAUGGAAAAAUAUCAGAGAUUGGGACGUACUCUGAGCUAUUGGCCAAUCAUGGAGCGUUCGCAGAGUUUCUCAAUACUUAUGCCGCUGAUAAUGGAGACGAUAACGCUUCUUAUGAAGAGAAAUCCAGGGCGUGUUCCACUAGCUCAAACACAGCUUCUCCUACAGUGGACAAGGAUGAGCCGGUUCCCCGUAAAGUCAUGAGCUUCCAUCAUCUACACAUGACCAGCCCGUCUCCUGACGUGAGCGCGCGAAAAAGAGCAAAGAGCGAGACGCAUUUGGCAGAUAACAAAACAUUUAGGUGGUCCUUUCAAUCCGCGAAGUCGAGCCCGCAAGAGACCACGUCCCAGCUGAGUAGGGACUUAAGACAGAUGCGUGUGCUGUCCCUGGAGAGCCUGGUGCCGGAAGUGGAAGUAGAGCUGACGGAUGACAUGAAUGGCGGCCAGGAGGAGAAGGAUGAGGAGGAGGAGGAAGGACUUACUCGUGUCACGCAAUCCACGUGGAGGAAGAAACCGGACAGCCAAUUAGAGGAGGAGGGUGACGAGUCUGAGGACACCAGUAAACUCACAGGCAAGACGACUGAAGGAAAGCAAAACUCGGGCAAACUUAUAACUACCGAACGCUCUAAGACGGGCCAUGUCAAGUUGAGUGUGGUGAAAGCGUACGCCAGUUCGGUUGGCGUCCUUGUGUUUUUUCUCAUCUUCUUCGUCGCCUUUCUUGCCGAGGCCCUCCUCAUCUGUUCGCGUAUCUGGCUCGCCGACUGGAGCUCCGCAAACGUCACUACUGCGCAUGCCCGGGAUCACUACCUUGGUGGCUAUGGGGGGCUGGGUCUAGGCCAGGCUCUGUGCGUGCUCGCGGGUGCGUUUCUCAUUUCGUUUGGUGCCAUGCGCGCAUCACGUGCUCUCCACAGCAAGCUGCUGACCCACAUCAUGCACUGCCCCAUGGCUUACUUCGAGACCACCCCGCUUGGGCGGAUUGUGAACCGCUUCGCACGUGACAUGUACUUGGUGGACGAGAACAUCCCACGUGCGUUUAAUUUCUUCUUGCGCACGCUUCUCUCGGUGUUCGGUACGGUGUUCGUGAUCAGUUAUUCCACACCGCUCUUCCUGAUAGUUCUGGUUCCACUAGCGGUGCUCUACGCCUUUAUACAGCGUUUGUUUGUUUCGACUUCGAGGCAACUGAAAAGACUCGAGUCUGUGAGUCGGUCACCCAUCUACAGUCAUUUUUACGAGUCCAUCACUGGCUGCACCAUCAUCCGGGCAUUCCGACAGCAGAGACGAUUCGUGCAAGAAAGCAACAGCAAGGUGGACCACGCCCAGAUGGCCAAUUACCCCUCCCUGUGCAUCAACAGAUGGUUGAGUUUGCGGCUAGAGCUCCUUGGGGCUGCCGUGCUUUUAUUUGCUGCACUGUUUGCAGUGGUCAGCCGAGGCCGAAUUGCUCCUGGUCUUGUUGGACUCUCAGUAGCUUACGCUUUACAGAUCACAGGCGUCCUGACGUGGCUGGUGCGUCAAUCCAGUGAGCUAGAAACUAAUAUAGUGGCCGUAGAGCGUAUCAAAGAGUACUCCGAGACACCCACUGAGGCUGCUUGGGUGAUUCCUGGCCGUCGCCCGCCUGCUGAUUGGCCACAAGAGGGUCACGUGGCCGUGGAGAGUCUGGAUAUGCGGUACAGAGAUGAUCAGCCACCUGUCAUCAAGAAACUGACGUUUGAGAUCAACAGCGGCGAAAAGAUCGGUAUCGUAGGACGAACAGGUGCUGGCAAAUCUACUCUAUCCCUCGCCUUAUUCCGUAUCUUGGAACGAGCCAGCGGUAAAAUCGUCAUAGACAACAUCGAUAUCAACAAGAUUGGACUCCAGGAUCUGCGAUCUCGCCUUACAAUCAUACCACAGGACGCCGUUCUGUUCUCGGGUAGCGUGAAACUGAACCUUGACCCGUUCGAGAGUACGUGUGACGAGGAGCUGUGGCGAGUACUGGAGGCUGUUCACCUCAAGUCAUUCGUGUCCAGUCUUCAGGAUGGGCUCAUGCACCAGAUCCAAGAAGGAGGAGAAAAUUUAAGUGCUGGACAGUGCCAGUUGGUGUGCCUGGCCCGCGCUCUGCUCAGGAAAAGUAAAGUCCUGGUGUUGGACGAGGCUACCGCUGCUGUGGAUCUGGAGACGGAUGAGCUGAUUCAGAACACCAUCAGAACAGAGUUCGCCGACAGGACCGUCCUAACCAUCGCCCACAGACUCAACACCAUCAUGGACUACACAAGAAUCAUGGUUUUGGAUGAGGGCUCGAUUUUAGAGUUUGACACACCAUCUGCCCUGCUGGCACAAAAGGGAGUGUUCCACGAGAUGGCGAAAGACGCCGGGCUCAUCCAGCCCGAAACAUAGCUUUGGUGACAGUGCUGAAAAACGCAAGACUAGUUCCAGUACCGCGCGGUUAAACCAGCCUUUUUGUUUUGAAAUGGUGGCAUUUUACGGCGAACUGUCACAUUUUGGCGAAUACUAAGAAAACUAGACCAA
Nematostella vectensis (starlet sea anemone) is the source of this 3043-nucleotide messenger RNA. Its product is annotated as multidrug resistance-associated protein 1. The transcript is spliced from 17 exons. Gene Ontology annotation, molecular function: ABC-type transporter activity; ATP binding; ATP hydrolysis activity. Lineage: Eukaryota; Metazoa; Cnidaria; Anthozoa; Actiniaria; Edwardsiidae. Gene Ontology annotation, cellular component: membrane. Gene Ontology annotation, biological process: transmembrane transport. The record is from RefSeq and is a predicted model, not a curated record. Bases 119 to 2911 code for a protein of 930 amino acids.